Messenger RNA from Phalaenopsis equestris, 1053 nucleotides. Its product is annotated as prolyl 4-hydroxylase 1. The transcript is spliced from 10 exons. Gene Ontology annotation, cellular component: endoplasmic reticulum. Gene Ontology annotation, molecular function: L-ascorbic acid binding; procollagen-proline 4-dioxygenase activity; iron ion binding. The record is from RefSeq and is a predicted model, not a curated record. The coding region runs from base 243 to 986 and encodes 247 amino acids. NCBI's taxonomy places the organism in Eukaryota, Viridiplantae, Streptophyta, Magnoliopsida, Asparagales, Orchidaceae. Gene Ontology annotation, biological process: peptidyl-proline hydroxylation to 4-hydroxy-L-proline.
UGUGUGAAACCCUCCAAUUCCGAAGUUGACUAAUAAAUUUCUUCUUAAUGAGCGCAAAGCGGUUUUCCCUUUUCUCGCCGUUAGACUUCAGGGGGAUUUUGGCUGCCGUUGCACGCACUACCUCCGUCUCUCCGUUGAAUUCCCAUCUCUUUACUUUCAUUCCUGCAAAUCCAGCGAGAAAAGGGCUUCUGGUGGAAUACAGAAGGCAGAGCAGCGAGUAACAAGAGGAAGAGGGAGGAGGCAUGGGCCGGAGCAAGUUCAUCUUGGGGUUGCUCACUUUGGUCACCAUAGGAAUGAUCAUCGGUUCUUUAUUUCAGCUAGAAUUUAUCCACAGAUUGGAGGUGCCUUCUGGUGUUUCUCAUUGGGAGAAUGACAAAGAAGCAGCUACACUUCGACUUGGAUUUGUCAAGCCGGAAGUAAUCAGCUGGUCGCCUCGGAUAAUUCUUUUUCAUAAUUUCUUAAGCACCGAGGAGUGUGAUUAUUUGAGAGCACUUUCUAGACCUCGGCUUCAAACUUCGACUGUCGUUGAUGCUAAAACAGGGAAGGGAGUUAAGAGUGAAGUACGUACGAGUUCUGGCAUGUUUUUGAGAUCAGAGGAGAGAAAAUUUCCCAUUAUUCAGGCUAUUGAAAGGCGGAUCGCCGUUUUCUCUCAAAUACCUGCAGAAAAUGGAGAGCUUAUCCAAGUUCUGAGAUAUGAAGUCGGUCAACAGUACAGGCCACAUCAUGAUUACUUCUCUGACUCUUUUAACUUAAAACGUGGUGGGCAACGUGUAGCAACAAUGCUGAUGUAUCUAAACAAUGACGUUGAAGGGGGUGAAACACAUUUUCCUAUGGCCGGAAAUGGAAAAUGUAGCUGUGGUGGAGACAUCGUAAGAGGGAUUUGUGUAAAGCCGAAAAAAGGAGAUGCUGUACUAUUUUGGAGCAUGGUUUGUAUUUCCCUUCUUUUGACCACUGUUGAUUUAUUAAGAAAAAAAAUAUUCACUUAAUAAUUACAAUCCAAUAUGCGAAGAAAAAAAAGAGAGAUGUUGUACUAUCCGGAUGCUAUGAUAUGAG